Eruca vesicaria subsp. sativa (arugula) is the source of this 482-nucleotide messenger RNA. NCBI's taxonomy places the organism in Eukaryota, Viridiplantae, Streptophyta, Magnoliopsida, Brassicales, Brassicaceae. The record is from the annotation of a GenBank genome assembly.
CCUCUAAACCCCACAAGCUUCUUCUUUCUUCUUCUCCAUCUUUCUCUUCUUCAAGCCUCUAUAUACAUCAUAGUAGCCAUCAUCAUCAUCAUUAUCUUCAAUUCAUCAUCAUCAUGCAAGUGACAAAAAUAAGAAAACUGUGUAUGCUUACAGUGGUGAUGAUACAAAUAGUGAGCUGGGUUUGUGCAACAAGUAGGCCCAUUGCUUUCAACCACGUUUCUUUGUAUCCAGAGAUCAGAAGCCCACAUGGUGCAUAUCACAGCUCUAAUAUGCCAUCUUUGAAGCCCAAUGUGAGAAAAAAUAUAGAAGAGGUGGAGAAAGGAAGAAGAAUAGGAUCAAAGCCACCAACUUGUGAGAAGAAAUGCUAUGGGUGUGAGCCAUGUGAAGCAAUCCAAGUCCCUACCAUAUCUUCAAGCCCACACCUCUCUCCUCAUUAUGCUAAUUACAAACCUGAGGGUUGGAGAUGCCAUUGUGCCCCUUAA